UUGCCUCAGUAUGAGCAGCCUGGCUUUGUACCGUGGCAUCUACACGGAGGAGCGCUUCCAGCAGGUCUAUGGGGCUCCGAAGCCAGACCCCAAGGGUAGCAACCUGGCCGGAAUGCUGAAGGGAAAACUGAGCCGGAGCUGUCAGUGCUCCAGGGCAGCUGCCUUGCACUUGCUUCGAAGGCGGUUUCCCAUUGCAAGCUGGCUGCCCAGGUACCAGACCAAGAAGUGGCUUUUGGGAGAUAUAGUGUCAGGACUGACGGUGGGCAUUGUACACAUCCCACAAGGAAUGGCUUUUGCUUUGCUCACUUCCGUAGCACCCAUCUAUGGGCUCUACACUUCGUUCUUCCCUGCGCUGCUGUACAUGCUCUUCGGUACCGGACGUCACGUCUCCACAGGCACUUUUGCUGUGGUCAGUCUGAUGACAGGCUCAGUGGUGGAGCAUUUGGUCCCUCAACCCCUGCAGUCCAACAGUUCAAGCCCUGCCGAUGUGGCUGUCGUGGAGAGGCAACGCAUUGGGGUGGCUGCGGCCAUGGCCUUUCUGGUGGGACUCCUCAUGAUACUGAUGUUUGUGCUUCACCUGGGCUUCCUCUCCACCUACCUCUCAGAGCCUGUCGUCAAGGCCUUUACCAGUGGAGCUGCCUUGCAUGUUGUGGUGUCUCAGCUCCAAAGCCUGCUGGGUUUGCCCAUACCACGUCCUGAUGGCUGCUUUGCAAUCUUCAAGACACUGGCAUCUGUUGUAGAAGCCUUGCCCUUAACCAACAUUGCUGAACUGCUUAUCUCAGGCCUCUGCUUGGCUGUGUUGGUGCCCAUCAAGGAGAUCAACAACCGCUAUCGAAGUCGGAUGUGGGUUCCCAUCCCAGGAGAGAUCAUCAUGGUCCUCUUGGCCACUGGGAUCUGCUUUGCAUCCUCCCUAAACGCUAACUAUAAGGUGCAGAUAGUUGGACACCUCCCAGCAGGGUUCCCACAGCCCAAGCUCCCAGCCCUGCAUCUGCUGCCCCAAGUGCUGGGUGACACGGUGGCCCUCACUUUCGUGGCCUACGCCAUCUCAGUGUCCCUGGCCAUGAUCUACGCUGAGAAGCACCACUAUGCCAUUGACCCCAACCAGGAACUUCUGGCUCAUGGUCUCUCAAACCUGGUCUCGUCCUUGUUCACCUGUUUCCCAAGUUCAGCCACACUGGCUACAACCAACAUCUUGGAGAGUGCUGGUGGACACACGCAGCUCUCUGGCCUCUUCACCAGCGCUGUUGUCCUCGUCGUCCUGAUCUGGAUUGGGCCGCUCUUCUACUACUUGCCCAAAGCCGUCCUCGCUUGUAUCAACAUCACCAGCCUUCGGCAGAUGUUUCUGCAGUUCCAAGAUCUGCCCGAGUUGUGGAGGACGAGCCACAUUGACUUUGCUGUCUGGGUGGUCACGUGGCUUGCUGUGGUUGUGCUCAGUGUGGACCUAGGCCUGGCUGUCGGGGUUGUGUUCUCCAUGAUGACAGUGGUGUGCCGCACACAGAGGGCUGAGUGCUCGGUGCUGGGCAGGGCAGCUGACACAGAGAUCUACAAACCUGUGCAGUACAACAGCAAGUGCUUCGAAAUCCCAGGUGUGAAGAUAUUAAGUUACCAGUCCCCCAUCUAUUAUGGAAACCGUGGCUUCUUUCGUGAUGCUGUGAUCCGUUUUGUGGGGCUAGAUCAGGAAUUACAGCAGCCUGAGGAGGACCAAAAUCCAGACAUCAGGAUGAAAAUGGACAUCAGCACUGUGGAGGGCAGUAUCUCUGUCCUGGACAAGAAGCACAGUCCAGGCACAGCAGUACAGGCUGUGAUUCUUGACUGCAGCGGAGUGUCCUUUGUUGACUCAGCUGGAGCCCGGCUCCUUAUCCAGCUGUGCACAGAAUGUCAACAAGCAGGCAUUCGGAUGCAUCUGGCUGCCUGUAAUGUCCAUGUGCUACAAACGUUGAGCUUCUGUGGCCUGAUGCACCACCUCCCUCCGCAGCAGAUUUUUGUGACCGUCCAUGAUGCGGCUUCCUAUCUCCAGCAGACCACGGAAAGUGUUGAACAGAAGGACCCAACCAUCUGGGUAUAAGCUGCCUACCAAGGGGUCAAGGACGUUAUCAAUCCAUCCAUGUGUACCAGGACAAAGACUGAGUUUACACAGACGUGCUGGAGGCAGCUGGCUGCCCACAAGACCAACAUGGCCUUGCCUGCUACCCGGAGGCCUGGCUAGUGAAGCCUGGACACCCGGAGGAAAGCGGCAGCGGGUCGAGAUGAGCAGAGUCCUCAGACUGAGCAAAUGCCUCCUUUGGCCAAGAGUUGCCUGGCCUGAAAUUAGCCCACCACUGUGCUGGCAGAGGAAAGCAGCGUGCCGCCACUUUCUCGCUCUCUUUACGCAGGCCCCUGCUCAUAAGCUUCAAUGUACAAAAUCAGAACAAAACAAGUUUAUUUUAUUUUCUUUCAUUCUUUUUAAAGGAUGCUUUAUUCCCUUCCCUAAAGUAUUUCCUUUGCAGAAAAAAAAACAAAACCCAGCUUGAAGUAAUUACCAGAAAAGUAAUUGAGAUCAAAGGAAAUUGACAGGACAGCCAGCCCCCUUCCGCUCCCCCCCCCCCAGGAUUAAGGGGAGCAUAGUGAGGCAGAUGGCAUAAGACUCCAAGGAGGGAGGAGGACCAGGUAGUUUGGAACAAGGGGCAGCCGAUUCUAUUUAAGGUGCAAUCAGAUGGAGAUACAGCUUGUGUUUGGGACAGCAUGUGGCAUGGUGCAGUAGGAGCUAUUGUACGGUGAUCAGAAGAUGUACAGGAGACUGCAAACCAACCUGACCCACUUCUGUGCCCAAUCUAGAUCUUUUGGGUCCAGUGGCUACUUUUUUUUGGCACUGGGCUGGAGUGAUUCCUGUAUGCCCAGAAGGCUCACCGUAAGGUUGAUUGCUCCCAGCGAUGCAACCCUUUCCAGUACAAUCAAGCACAAUGAUGUAUCACCGUCUGACUACACUCUUAAUUCCGCUUUCAAGCUGGAGCAGCUCUCCUUUCCUUCCUUUCCAGCACAACGCAAGAGAGACUGCUAGCAAGUGGGUAAGCAGAGACUCGGUUGCCUCAGUACCUCUUGCGACAAGAAUGUGCUACUAGUUAAGGAACAUUUGUGAUGCAAAGUUUUGUAGACAGAGAAAUCCUUUUUUUUCAUCACUCACUGAGGGAAGUCAUUGCUAACUCUGUAGCAAUCCCUCCUAGAGACAGCUCUGAACUUGCCACCUUUCCCACUCCGG
Molecule: messenger RNA, 3235 nt
Organism: Pogona vitticeps (central bearded dragon)
Lineage: Eukaryota; Metazoa; Chordata; Lepidosauria; Squamata; Agamidae
Gene: SLC26A10P
Product: Solute carrier family 26 member 10
Biological process (GO): transmembrane transport
Cellular component (GO): membrane
Source: RefSeq, a predicted model, not a curated record